AAUUAAUAAAAGUGGAUGCAAACUCUCCCUCUACAGAUAAAGUUCUUAUCGGUUUAGUUCCUUGAGUAGCUCCUCCCAGCAAGUUAGGAACAGAUACGCAGAAGGUAGUACUUAUAAGAGACAGGGACUGUUCUCCGUUUCGCCGGACGUUCCAAUGGCGACGACUGUGAAAGUUUUCGGGCCACCCAUGUCGACCGCAGUGUCGAGGGUUUUAGUUUGUCUCCUCGAGAAAGAUGUCCAGUUUCAGCUCAUAAAUGUCAGCAUGGCUAAAGGAGAACACAAGAAGCCCGAUUAUCUCAAGAUUCAGCCGUUCGGUCAAGUCCCAGCUUUCCAGGACGAAGACAUCUCUCUCUUUGAGUCGAGAGCGAUAUGUCGUUACAUAUCGGAUAAGUACUCGAAACAGGGGAACAAUUCUUUGUUUGGGACGAAUCCGCUGGAGAAGGCAUCGAUUGAUCAGUGGCUUGAAGCUGAAGGACAGAGCUUUCACCCACCGAGUGGCGCUCUGGUGUUCCAACUCGCGUUUGCACCGCGAAUGAAGAUCAAGCAAGACGAGAAUUUGAUCAAGCAGAGCGAGGCGAAGCUCUCGAAGGUGCUUGAUGUGUACGAGCAGAGGCUCGGGGAUAGUCGUUUCUUGGCGGGUGAUGAGUUCACGCUUGCCGAUCUUUCUCACUUACCGAAUACGCAGUACUUGGUGAAUACUGAAAAGGGCAAUUUGUUCAAGGAGAGGAAGAAUGUGGGGAGAUGGUGGGAUGAGAUCUCUGGUAGAGACUCAUGGAAGAAGGUCGUUGAAAUGCAGAAAUCGCCUGCUUAAAAUGGUGGAUAGAAUGGUUUCAUUGUCUGGUAUCAUCUGGGGUUUUGUCUGGAUAUUUUACUUCCUCCCCCACCCCACCCCACCCCACCCCACCCUUCCCUUCCCUUCCCUUCCCUUCCCUUCGAUUUGAUGUUUUCAAUUUCCGUCGUGAUAAAGUGAUUCAGGCCAACUGUUCGAUGAAAGUCCUAAUAAAGGAAUUACUUAACACGACUA
Messenger RNA from Macadamia integrifolia, 1024 nucleotides. RefSeq names its product glutathione S-transferase F10-like. The transcript has 3 exons. The coding region runs from base 155 to 811 and encodes 218 amino acids. Gene Ontology annotation, cellular component: cytoplasm. Gene Ontology annotation, molecular function: glutathione transferase activity; glutathione binding. The record is from RefSeq and is a predicted model, not a curated record. NCBI's taxonomy places the organism in Eukaryota, Viridiplantae, Streptophyta, Magnoliopsida, Proteales, Proteaceae.